Coffea eugenioides is the source of this 1007-nucleotide messenger RNA. RefSeq names its product eukaryotic translation initiation factor 3 subunit K. Lineage: Eukaryota; Viridiplantae; Streptophyta; Magnoliopsida; Gentianales; Rubiaceae. Gene Ontology annotation, biological process: regulation of translational initiation. The record is from RefSeq and is a predicted model, not a curated record. Gene Ontology annotation, molecular function: ribosome binding; translation initiation factor activity. Gene Ontology annotation, cellular component: eukaryotic translation initiation factor 3 complex; cytoplasm. The transcript has 8 exons. The coding region runs from base 93 to 812 and encodes 239 amino acids.
AACGCUACCCGCAGUGCAAACUUCGGACGUAAGAUUACCUGCUGAACUACGUCGUAUUAUACACCUCCUCCGACCGACCAUCUUGAUAUUUCAUGGGAAGAGAAAUUAGCAGCGGCGGACAAAAAUCCUCCUCUUCGUCGUCGGCGGGGAUGUCGUACACGGUGGAGCAGCUCGUCGCCGUCAAUCCUUACAACCCUGACAUUCUCCCCGAUCUCGAAAACUUCGUCAAUGAGCAGGUAUCUUCCCAAACGUACAACUUGGAUGCUAACCUCUGCCUUCUCCGCCUCUAUCAGUUUGAGCCGGAGCGAAUGAGUACUCAGAUUGUUGCUCGCAUUUUGGUUAAGGCACUUAUGGCAAUGCCUGCUCCUGAUUUCAGCCUUUGUCUCUUCUUAAUUCCUGAGCGAGUGCAAAUGGAGGAACAGUUCAAGACGUUAAUUGUGCUUUCGCACUAUUUGGAGACUGCAAGAUUCCGUCAGUUCUGGGAUGAAGCUGCUAAGAGUCGGCAUUUGUUAGAAGUUGUGCCAGGUUUUGAACAAGCAAUUCAAGCAUAUGCAAUUCAUGUCCUCUCCUUGACUUACCAAAAAGUUCCAAGAUCUGUCCUUGCUGAGGCCAUCAACAUAGAAGGUCUGUCUUUGGACAAGUUUGUUGAGCACCAUGCAGCAAACUCUGGUUGGGUUGUAGAGAAGGGCCAUGGUAAGAGCCAACUCAUUACACUUCCAAGCAAUGAGUUCAGCCGUCCAGAGCUUAAGAAAAAUACUGCAGAUGGUGUACCAUUCGAGCAUGUCGCCCGUAUCUUCCCCAUUCUUGGCUAAGUAUUACAGUUCAAUGGGAAGGAAAAUAUCUCAAAAAUGUUGUUUGUUCUAACGGAAUUCUGGUGAUUAAGAUGAAAUGAGUUGUAAAAACAGUUUUGCCCUAUAUUUUAGAUGCUUGAAUUCUUCUUUUGGAGAAAUUUUUAGCUGUUGCUACAUUUCGAACAUUGGUUAAUAAUCUUUAGGGUCUCUUUUUUA